Messenger RNA from Mauremys mutica (yellowpond turtle), 4621 nucleotides. Its product is annotated as multiple epidermal growth factor-like domains protein 6. NCBI's taxonomy places the organism in Eukaryota, Metazoa, Chordata, Testudines, Geoemydidae. The record is from RefSeq and is a predicted model, not a curated record. The transcript has 30 exons. The coding region runs from base 851 to 4621 and encodes 1256 amino acids.
UCCUCGGAAAUGCCCAGUGGGAACAGCCAAUCGUCUCACAGCUCAAGCGGAUAUCACAGCCUGCCAGGCUUGCCCAGACGGCUUUAUCAGCUCAGAGACCAGAGCGGGGUGUCGCUUGUGUCCAGAUGGCUAUUUGUGUGAUCCACACAGUGGUUUGCAGAAGAGCUGCAAUCCUGGUCAGUACUCACCUGAGGGAGAGCUGGAGUGUUGGGAGUGUCCCCAAGGAUACAUCUGCCCUGAUGGACGAAACAGACAGCAUUGUUCAGCUGGCCAGGAGCCAAACCCCAGCCGCACACAUUGUGUAACCUGCACUCUCGGCUCUUUCUCCACCAAGGAAGUUCUGGGAUGCCAGCCCUGUCCAGCAGGCCAUUAUUGUCCUCACAUUGGUACCAUCCAGCCUCUCCCUUGCCCACCUGGUUCCUGCACUGAUGCCCCUGGGCAGAGUGACUGCCAAAGGUGCAAUGAAAGCUCCUGCUGUUUGGAUACUGUGGGUCAGAUUCAACAGGACCGUGAACCCGUUGAAUCACCAGAAGGCCUGCAAUGCCAUCCAUGCCCAUCAGGUCACCUUUGCUCUGAUGGAUUUACAGCCCCUCCAUGCCCAGCAGGGAGCUUUGAGCCCCGAGAGCAGUUCUGCAAACCCAGCGAUGGCUCCUCAUGCUUGCCAGGAAUCAGACAGUGUCUCAAGUGCCCCACUGGGUAUUUUUGCCCUGCUGGUGCCAGUUACCCACGCCCAUGCCAGGCGGGUACAUAUAAUCCUCUCCAGGGGCAGGAUGAUGCCACAGACUGUAGAGCCUGCCCAGCAGGUAGAGUUUGUACCCAGGCUGGCUUGCCCCAGCCAGACUCGGAGUGCAUGGCUGGUUAUGUGUGUCCGGUGGGGUCUUCCAGCCCUCAUGCUCCCAGCAACGCCUGCCCUCCAGGCACAUUCAGCAACCAUCUCCAUCUUUUUGAUAAGUCUCAGUGUGAAACAUGUCCUGCCAGAUUCGUCUGUACGAGAGGAACAGGGGGGAAGCAGAAGCCCCCUGUCCCAUGUCCAGUUGGUCACUACUGCCCCCCAGGCACAAAAUAUCCAGCUCAAUACAAGUGUGCCCCAGGCACCUGGAGCAAUAGGACAAGCCUGGCAUCAGAGGAGGAGUGUUUGCCCUGUCCUGCAGGCUGGUUUUGUGUGACAGGAGCUCAUGCGCCUUCAGGGAGAUGCAGCCCUGGAUAUUACUGCCCAGAUGGUACACGGACAAGCACCCAGUUCCCCUGUCCUGCGGGAACCUACAGUACCAGGCUGGGAAAUGGCCGAGUGGAAGACUGCACUGCCUGCCCUGUGGGAUCCUACUGCACAGAUGGGACCUCCAAGCCAACUCUAUGCCCAGUAGGAACUUAUCGCAAGGAGCAAGGAGCAAAGGUGGCUGAAGACUGCGUCCCCUGCCCUGGAGGAUACUACUGCCCUGACCUUGGCACUGUGGCUCCCCAAGCAUGUGGUGCUGGCAGCUUUUCAGACCCAGGCUCUGCCUCCUGCUUGUCCUGUCUCGUUGGACAUUACUGUGCUGAUGAAAUCACCAGCAGGGAGGCCAUGCUACUUGCUAUGGUUUGCCCUGCAGGCCUGCUGUGCCCCGAAGGACAGGCAGUCGCUCCAGAUGCCAACGGAAAUGCCUGCCCAAGAGGAUACUACUGUCCCCGGGGUGACAUUGACUCUCAUGCUAGACCUUGCCCUAAUGGAACCUACAGCGAGCAGAAGGGUCUGGGCAGAGUGGAUGAAUGCUUGCUAUGUCCUGCAGGGAAGUACUGCUACAGGGAAUGGAGAGAGCCCCGAGGAAUUCCCCAUCCAACUGGAGACUGCCCCCCAGGAUACACGUGCCCCCCAGGGACUGGAUUCCCCUUCUCUUUUCCCUGUCUGCCUGGCUUCUACUGGGAUAGUUCUGCUGUGGACGGAGGAAAUACUUGCAAACCGUGUCCUGCAGGGUACUAUUGUGACUCUCCUGCCAUGACACAGCCCAAAACUUGCCCAGCUGGUUCUUACUGUGCCAGAGGUAGCUCCCAUCCUGAGCCCUGCCCGGAGGGCACAUACGGUAGCAGAAAGGAGCUGGCUGCGCUGCUGGACUGCAGCCCGUGCGGAGGUGGGUUCUACUGUGCUGGCCAAGGACAGACAGGCCCCAGUGGCCUCUGCGAGGCUGGGUUCCACUGCCGGGGCAGAGCAGUGACACCAUUGCCCACAGAUGGGGUGACAGGUGAUAUCUGCCCUGCUGGAGCGUACUGCCCACCUGGCUCCCUGUUACCUACACCCUGUCCUCCAGGGACUUACAGUAAUGUGAGUGGGUUGAGGAGCCUGAAGCAGUGUUUGGACUGCCCACCUGGGCUGUACUGUGAUGGGACAAACAGCCAAGCUCCCACUGGACCCUGCAAACCUGGCUACUUCUGUACUGGAGCUGCCAAGACUGCCCUUCAGCAUGUGGCCAUGGAGGGGCAUUAUUCACUGGCUGGAGCUUUCAGCCCAGAACCCUGCCCUCUUGGGAGUUUCCAGCCUGUCCUUGGUCAGUCUCUGUGUAGAGAGUGCCCAGAGGGGACGUUUUGCAAUCAGACUGGCCUGGCUGAACCUGUGACUUGUCCCAAAGGGUAUUACUGCCCAGCUCGGAGUAUACUGCCUCUCCCAUGUCCUGUGGGCACUUACACCGACAUACUCGGUGCCAUGGGGACAGGAUCCUGCAAACCCUGCAUGGCAGGCAUGUACUGCAGCACAGCUGGUCUGGCCAUGCCUGAGGGACUGUGCCAGCCAGGAUAUUAUUGUGCCCAAGGGUCCAACAGCACCUCACCCGUUGGACUUCCUUUUGGUGAUCUUUGCCUAGCAGGCUAUUACUGCCCUGCUGGCACAAAACACCCAAGUGAGAUGCCAUGCCCUGCUGGUACCUGGAACGAGAGAAGGGGAGCCCAGGAUGCCAGCUGGUGUCUCCCCUGUCCCCCUGGGUUCUUCUGCAAUGUGGCAGGCCAGAUUUCCCCUACAGGGCUUUGUGCACCAGGCUAUUACUGCACAGGAGGGGCAUGGACCCCAAGGCCAGUGGAUGCUGUGAUGGGGGAUCUCUGUCCUGAAGGACACUUCUGCCUUGCAGGCUCAGCAGCACCCUCCCCCUGCCCAGAUGGGGAAUACAGCAAUGCAACAGGGAUGUUUUGUGGAGAAUGGGGAUUAUCCUCUCCGAGUGGCCCCUGCUGGCCAGGAUUCUUCUGCACAGCAGGAGCCAGUGUCCCAAACCCUGAUGGAGCCACAAAUACAAGCACUGGAGGCCCAUGCCCACCUGGGCAUUUUUGCCCAGCUGGUACCAGCAUCCCAUUGCCAUGCCCUGUGGGCACAUUCUCGGACAGACUCUACCUCUGGCUGGAGUCAAGCUGCACUGUGUGCCCGCCUGGCUAUUACUGCAGCUCAACCGGUCUCACAGCUCCCUCAGGAUCCUGCUCAGCCGGCUACUACUGCCUAUCUGGAGCCUCCUCCUCAUCCCCAGCAGACAUAUGGCACAAAGGAGGCCCUUGCCCUGUGAGCCACUUCUGUCCAGAAGGGGCCAGCUAUCCCCUUCCCUGCCUUGCAGGAACUUAUAACAACCUGAGCAGGCAAGCUGCGUGUUCACCUUGUGCAGCUGGCUACUACUGCCCUGAAAACACCACCAGCUACCAUGCCUACCCCUGCCCACCUGGCUUCUACUGCCCCAAAGCAACAAGGUUCGCCACUGAGUUUCCUUGCCCCCGGGGUUAUUAUAACCCUGACCCCAUGACCCAGAGCCUGGAUAGCUGCCUACCCUGCCCCCCAGGGCACUACUGUGGGAAGGAGAAUUUAACAGCCGUGUCAGGGAAGUGUGAUGCAGGCUGGUUCUGUGUAUCGGCUGCAUGGACUGCACAGCCCUUCGACCUGGAUAAUUACACCAAUGCCAACUGCCUGUGUCCAGCCACUGCCACCGGAGGGAAGUGCAUGGCUGGGUUCUACUGCCCUGAGGGCAGCCUUGAGCCCAUUCCCUGCCCUCCGGGGUUUUACUGCCAUGCGUCAGGUCUGUCUGAACCCAGCGGGAAAUGUGCCGCUGGGUUUUAUUGCACAGGAGGAGCAGCCAGCUCUAAACCAACUGACGGUGCUACUGGGAAUAUCUGCCCCCUGGGCACCUACUGCACUGCAGGGUCAACAAUGCCCAGGCUCUGCCCACCUGGUACCUUUUCCAACCUGCUAGGGCAGAGCAUGGUUUCUGAGUGCCAGCUUUGUCCCUCUGGAUUUUAUUGUGAAAGUUCUGGCCUCAGUGCCCCCAGUGGAGAGUGCUGGGAAGGUUACUACUGUGACAGCAGCCAAGGGCCAGUCAGUGAUUUCACCCUUUACCCAUGCCCUCAGGGCUUUUACUGCCCACCCGGAACACACCAGGGAACUCAAUACAGCUGUCCCCCAGGUACCUUUGGUCCCAGGCAGAAGCUGAAGAGUAUCCAGGAAUGUCAGAGAUGCCCACUUGGAAAAUACUGUGAGUUUCCUGGUCUCUCCGCCCCAACAGGGGACUGCACUGAAGGAUUCUGGUGCAAGGGAGGUGCCCGAGUAAGAGACCCAAUGGAUGGAGUAACAGGUCUCCCAUGUCCUCCUGGGCAUUAUUGUCUUGCAGGUACAGUGAUUUAUUAA